CUUAGGUUUGUUUGACAGCAACCUUUUGACUCUUCACUGAAUCAAAAAUAGGAUGAAGUGCAUCACGCUCUUUCUUGUGUUGUCGCUGGUCGUCCUCAUGGCUGAACCUGGGGAGGGUUUUAUUCACCACAUUUUCAACGGAAUUGCCAAUGUCGGGAGGAUGAUCCAUGGGAUUGUCACCGGGAGACACGGCAUGAGAGAGCAGCAAGAGCUAGACAGACAAGAGCAGGCAGCUUUUGACUAGACUUCAUGAAUCUGUGAGGGUUCACCUGAAGGAGCCAUUUAAAGCAAUGUUUA
Messenger RNA from Micropterus dolomieu (smallmouth bass), 297 nucleotides. RefSeq names its product pteroicidin-alpha-like. NCBI's taxonomy places the organism in Eukaryota, Metazoa, Chordata, Actinopteri, Centrarchiformes, Centrarchidae. The record is from RefSeq and is a predicted model, not a curated record. Gene Ontology annotation, biological process: defense response to bacterium. The coding region runs from base 53 to 244 and encodes 63 amino acids. The transcript is spliced from 4 exons.